CCUUGGGAUCAGCUCCUAGGACAGUGUCUCUGGGCUUAAGGAGUCCUGACUGACUCCAGCAUUACAGAAUCCGAGAGAGGGGCUUCUGCUGGGAAAUGGACCCCUCACCAAGUUCAUCCUUUUUUAAAGCAAUUUGAUAUGUUGGAGUCUUUUACUCGCUUGGUUUCCUUUUGAAAGCUUCCACGUCGGCAGGAGGUAGGUAAGGCGAGCAGCAGUUGCCUCUGGAAUUAAUUGGAGUGCCCCAAGCCCAGGUGCUCUGCUUUUCUGCUUUACUCUUCUAUAGCUUGUUGGGCUGGAAGCAUUUUAUUUUAAAGGAAUCUACUACACUAUCUCUAUCUACGGGAAACAGAAUUAAACAGAGAAAAAAAAAGUGAAGAAUUUGGCAAGGAGCCACGUGCAGUGACUAAAGUAAGAAGUAGGGAAGUUGCAGUAAGUUUAGUUACCAGGACAUUGCAUGGCAGAGCGGGUCAGCUGUGGAUCUUUAAGGGGCUCAGAGACAAGCACAGGAUGCCCAUCCUACAGCGCAAAGGAGCUUUGCUUCCUUAGGUGAAUGUCCCGGCGCUGCGACUACGAGUGAAGCUGUUGGUCUUGGGAGGGGAUAAAGCUGCGUGUAAAUGAGAAGAGAGGAGUGUACCAGAGUGCUAUGGAGGGCAGCAACUUUGUUGCUGUGACUUUUAUAAGCCUUCAAGGAAGUUCCAUGGAGUUGGACUAAAAUAAAGUUUUGGGAUGUCUCUGUUUGGAUUAAAAUUUGGAAAGAAGAAAUUGAGAGAGGAAGAGAGAAAACUUCAAGCAAACAACCGGGACUUUAAUCUGCAGUUUGAAUAUGCUAACAAUUCAAUUAAAACAUCGAAAUACAACUUCUUCACUUUCCUGCCUCUCAACCUGUUUGAGCAGUUUCAGCGAAUAGCCAACGCUUACUUUCUUUUCUUGCUGAUUUUGCAGUUGAUUCCUCAGAUUUCCUCUCUGGCCUGGUUUACAACGGUGGUGCCCCUAGUGCUGGUGCUGGCUGUAUCGGGAGUCAAGGAUGCCAUCGAUGAUUUUAAUCGGCACAAAAGCGACAAGCACGUCAACAACCGCCCAGUCCAGGUCCUGAUCAAUGGCAUGUUAAAGAAUGAAAAAUGGAUGAAUGUCCAAGUGGGGGAUAUAAUAAAACUAGAAAACAACAACUUUGUGACGGCUGACCUACUGUUACUGUCAAGCAGUGAGCCACACAGCCUGACAUACAUUGAGACAGCUGAACUGGAUGGUGAAACAAACCUGAAGGUGAAGCAGGCACUGACAGUCACUGCAGAGCUUGGAGAAGAUCUUCAGAAACUGACAGAGUUUAAUGGUGAAGUCAAAUGUGAGGCACCAAAUAACAAACUGGAUAAGUUCACAGGAACUCUUACUCUCCAAGGAGAGAAGUAUGCCCUGGACAAUGAGAAGAUGUUGCUGAGGGGCUGCAUUAUUAGGAACACAGAAUGGUGCUUUGGUCUCGUGAUUUAUGCCGGGCCAGACACCAAACUAAUGCAGAACAGUGGAAAAACCACUUUUAAACGGACAAGCAUUGAUCGGCUCAUGAACGUCCUUGUGUUACUGAUCUUUGCAUUUCUAGGGCUGAUGUGUCUUAUUCUAGCCAUUGGCAAUGGCAUCUGGGAGUAUGAUAAAGGCUACUACUUCCAGGUCUACCUGCCCUGGGCAGAAGGUGUCAACUCUGCCUCCUAUUCCGGCUUCCUCAUGUUCUGGUCAUAUGUGAUCAUACUAAACACGGUGGUGCCAAUUUCACUCUAUGUCAGUGUAGAGAUUAUACGCUUGGGUAACAGUUUCUACAUUGACUGGGACCGUAAAAUGUAUUAUCCACCAAAGGACACACCGGCUCAGGCCCGUACCACUACACUCAAUGAAGAGCUGGGGCAGAUUGAGUACAUCUUCUCAGACAAAACAGGAACUCUCACUCAGAACAUCAUGUGUUUCAACAAGUGCUCCAUCAAUGGGAAAUCCUAUGGUGAUGUGUAUGAUAUGUCUGGGCAAAGGAUAGAAAUAAAUGAGAAGACAGAGAAGGUCGAUUUCUCAUACAACCAGUUAGCCGACCCGAAGUUUGUAUUCUAUGACCAUAGCCUGGUUGAAGCUGUGAAGCUGAGUGAUGUCCCAACGCACAGGUUCUUCCGGCUGCUCUCACUUUGUCACACAGUGAUGCCAGAAGAGAAGAAGGAAGGUAACUUGGUGUAUCAGGCCCAAUCUCCUGACGAGGGAGCCCUUGUCACUGCUGCCAGAAACUUUGGAUUUGUAUUCCGGGCUCGAACACCAGAGACCAUCACCGUUGUGGAAAUGGGAGAAACAAAAGUCUACAAACUCCUGGCGAUUCUUGACUUCAACAAUGUUCGCAAAAGAAUGUCUGUUAUUGUGCGGAGUCCAGAAGGUGACUUGACUUUGUACUGCAAGGGAGCUGACACCAUUCUUUAUGAACUGCUUCAUUCAUCCUGCGAUUCUCUGAAAGAGGAGACCACAGAACACCUGAAUGAGUUUGCUGGUGAAGGUCUGAGGACACUUGUGGUGGCUUAUAAAAACUUGGACGAAGAGUACUUUCAGGACUGGAUCAGGCGUCACCAUGAAGCAAGCACUGCCUUGGAAGGACGGGAAGAUAAACUGUCGGAGUUAUAUGAAGAGAUUGAAAAAGACCUCAUGCUUCUAGGUGCUACAGCGAUUGAGGACAAGUUACAAGAUGGAGUCCCACAGACGAUUGAGACUCUUGCCAGAGCCAACAUUAAGAUAUGGGUUCUCACUGGAGACAAGCAAGAGACAGCAAUGAAUAUUGGUUACUCCUGCAACUUGCUAAAUGAUGACAUGGAUGAUGUAUUCAUUAUUGAAGGCAGCACAUCUGAUGAUGUACUUAAGGAGCUGAGGAAUGCAAGGAAAAAGAUGAAGCCAGACUCCUUCCUGGACAGUAAUGAAAUCAACAUUCAGUUUGAAAAAUCUUCAAAAAAACCUAAAAUUUUACCUGAUGAGCAAGCAAAUGGGGUGUAUGGUCUGGUUAUCACUGGCCACAGUCUGGCUUACGCGCUGGAAGAGAAUCUGGAGCUGGAGCUGGUGAGAACUGCCUGCAUGUGCAAAGUGGUGAUCUGCUGCCGGGUGACUCCACUGCAGAAGGCCCAGGUGGUGGAGCUGGUGAAGAAGUACAAGAAGGCUGUGACCCUGGCAAUUGGAGACGGUGCCAACGAUGUCAGCAUGAUCAAAACUGCCCACAUCGGGGUUGGUAUCAGUGGCCAGGAGGGGAUGCAGGCAGUCUUGUCCAGUGACUUCUCCUUUGCACAGUUCCGCUACCUGCAGCGCCUGCUCUUGGUCCAUGGCCGGUGGUCCUACAUCCGCAUGUGCAAGUUCCUCAAAUACUUCUUCUACAAGAAUUUUGCCUUCACAUUAGUGCAUUUCUGGUAUGGGUUCUUCUCUGGCUUCUCAGCACAGACUGUCUACGACGAGUGGUUCAUUACACUUUACAAUUUGGUAUAUACCUCCCUCCCGGUGCUAGGAAUGAGCCUCUUUGAUCAGGAUGUGGACGAUCGUUGGAGCUUGCUGUUUCCUCAGCUCUACGUGCCUGGCCAGCAAAACCUCUACUUUAACAAAAUGGUGUUUGUCAAGUGCAUGUUUCAAGGGAUCUACAGUUCCCUCAUUCUUUUCUUCAUCCCCUAUGGGGCCAUGUACAAUACAGUGAGAAGCGAUGGGAAGGCUAUUGCUGACUACCAGUCCUUUGCACUGAUGGUCCAGACUUGCUUACUGAUUGUGGUGUCUGUACAGAUCGGCUUGGACACCUCUUACUGGACAGUUGUGAACCAGUUCUUCAUUUGGGGCAGCCUUUCUGUUUACUUUGCUAUCACCUUCACCAUGUAUAGUGACGGCAUGUACCUGAUCUUCACAGCCUCCUUUCCCUUUGUUGGUACGGCUCGAAACACCCUCAGCCAACCAAACGUGUGGCUAGCAAUCUUCCUUAGCAUCGCCCUCUGUGUGCUGCCUGUAGUCGGCUUUCGAUUCCUGAAGACUCAGUUAAGGCCAACUCCCAGCGAUAAGGUCCUGCUCAAGAUCAAAGAAGCCAAAAAGCGACCACCUCCACCCUCACCCAGGAGACGCCUGCGUCGGACCAGCACCCGCCGCUCCGGCUAUGCCUUUGCCCACCAGCAUGGCUUUGGAGCACUCAUCAUGUCUGGGAGAAAUAUGCGGCCAAAAUCACCUUUUGCCACGACAGGAACAUUUUCACCAAAUAGUGACAAAUAUAAACACAAAGGAUUGUAAAAAAAAAAAACCCAAAACAAACCAAAACAAACCAAAACAAAACACAAAAAAACCCCAAACCAAAAGGCACACAAAAAACCAACAAAGCAAACCAAAGCGAAAGGCUGUCAGGAGAGGGGGCUGUGCUCCCUGCAAACACUGAGUCAGUGGCUACCCAGAGCUCUGCCUUCCAGGCUACCAAAUCAAGAACUUGGGCCUUUUCUUUCACCCAGGUUCACCCUCUGAUGCCAGCUUCUCUUCCAAAGAUGUGUGCUGCUGCCAAGGGAAUGCAGGCAAGGUGCAUUAGAGCUGUUAGAGGUAUCCCAGAGGUCCUCUCUGAAACAAGAGAGAACGUGCUGCAGGAGGCAUCUCUGCUCCCUGAGAUGUUUAUAACGAUUAUUUUAUGCUGUUCUCCCUUUAACUACAUACCUCAGAGCAAAGAGAAGUCCAGGCUGAGGAAAAGGCUGAAUUGGCGAUGUCCUUGUCAUCCACGUGCCUUUGUUUCUAUCAUGAAUGCGCUCUGGGCUGUAUUACUGGGGUGACAGUAUUGACCCCAGGUGUGCCUUAGGUCCAGACACACAACGCCCAAGUAAUAUGCGUAAUAUGUGUAAUUUGUGGCCUUUUGAGUGUACACAAACACUUUGGAAGGCACAAGUUGCAAAUAGCCUCCUUCCAAACUAAUGGUUAAUCCAAUUUCUCAAGAGAUGGCCAGUGUCCAAGCACCACUCUCUUCCCGCAUCUGCGGUAGGGAAUUGCUUAGUGAAACCCUUAGUUGGUCAAGGGACAAGGACUUGACAUUCAUCAGCCUGCCCUGUUUUUAUCUGCAUUGCAAAUAUGCUUUUGCAAAACAUCAUUGUCCUCAGAGCCCUCUCAGGUUCUGUAGCAGGUCACCAGCCAUUUCAUUUAGACUUUAAAUAAAAGGGCAGAAGCAUCUCAGUCUCCCAUCAGGUUAUAAAGCCCGGCCCUGAGAAGCCCGUGUCAUGGUUAGGGCUCAUCUGAGCUGCCAGCACUGGGUGUCUCUCCCGCCAUAACAGACUGAGACACACGCACGUCUGACUCGACGGAGACCUCACGAGCAGUAUCAGAGGCAGAGAUGCUAUUUCACGGCUAGCACAGGGUGUCCUGCCCUUUACCCCUCCCUGUCCUCCACUGGUGCUGUGGCUCAGCAUAAGGGAUGAAGCAUGACCUGGUGACUCCUUCACGCUCCCUGAUAAGCCAUGUGGUGGAGUGCCAGAGGAACUCAGUGAGGGCUCAGGAGUCUCUGCAGAGUUUUUGUGUGCUGGCUAGUAUUUUAUUCAGGAACAGUUUGUCAGUCAUGAGCUGCAGAGAGCUGGAAAUGCUGUCAGUCUGACUGCCAGCAGAGGGACCUGGGAUGCCCAGACGCAGCCAAAGGCAGAGGGAUCUUGAGGGACUGGGCUUUGCUCGCUGUUUUGUUAUACCACGUCCAUCAUCAGCGGGGUUACUGGGUGGAAAGACAGCAUGUCAGUGCGAGAGCUUGUCCUGCCAGCACUGCUGAGCUGUCUAAAUGGAGCUUUUAUGUGCAGAGGACUAAGCGACGUUAGCUGGGGUUUUAUUUUUUUCAGAUCCUUUAUACAGAUUUAGACUCCUUCCUUGAUCUGAAUUGGGUUGUGGUUUGUUUUUUUUUGCACAGUAACCAUCUGGUAUUUAUUGGGAGCUCUCUGCCUUGAGUCUCUGAACUAUUGGUGGAGGCAGUAUGUGAUGGCAACAGGCCAGCCACGUCCCCAUUUCAUCCAGUCUGCAUAUAACACCUUGUGGCCUGUGGUCCCAGUUUCAGCAGUUUCUAUGUAAAGAUAGUUUAAACAGAAGUUUAACUCACACAGAAAAAUACCCCAGUCUGUUGCACCUGCUGCUUUUUGAGAGGCUCGUUGCAAACUGUGGCAUUGGAUUUCAGCGUAGCCACUGCAAAACUAGAGCUGGGGCUGGAUCUAGGCUUCAGUGGCCAGGAGCUGCUGGAUAGGGAAGGAGCAAAUGCUAAUCUGGCCAUCUCCCCUGCAAGGAGAUACCUAAGUAAAGUGAGAGCCUGCAGCCUGGGUGAGGAAACACUGUGAUAGCUGGUGCUUGCCACCUCCCUCUGAUUUACCAUUCACUUUGCAGAGACAAUCAUGGCUUUCUGAUGAGGAUUAUGUCUCCCGCAGUCAGCCACCCUGAGGCUAGAGGAAAAAGAGGAAUUUGUGCAGGCAAGCAGACAUCCCCACGGUACCCAGACUGGUGUACGGACUGUUCCUAGCACGUAGUGUAGCGCAAUAUAACGCAGAGCACCAGAAGCAGAUCUUUUGUUGGCAGGGCAAGGAAACUCUGACACUGUGUCACUCUUCUCAUACAGUUUACGUGAAAAGCACUCACCUUCUGGCUGAAGGGGAUUUGUAAAUACUGCAUAGGACGUGCAGGGGAUAAUAGAGCUGUUGGUGAGCUUGCUCCACAUACAGAUAUUUCAGUGGUUUGACUAGAUCAGCAUUUGAAACACAUCAGCUGGCAGUGAUGUCUGUCCUACAUCACUCCAAUUUUGUAAAAUGAUUUUUUUUUUAAGAAUAAAAAGAUAAUACUAGGAUGACAGACUCCUUGCCACUCUGUUAAUUGGUUGAAGGAAUGGCGCAGCCUGUGGGAUGGGGGCUUAUCCAUAGACAUAGAGGGGCAGCUUUAUGGUGGGGAAGCUGCCUUGAGGGGAGGUGUCAGUAUUUCUCAUGUGUGCAGUGCUGUAUCAGUCCCAUGGCGAGCAUCAGACCUCAUGUAGUGGAGUGUAUGAAGAGGAUACUUUAGUCUUUCAUGAAGUUUUCAUAUUUGAUAGACCUAUCAAAAUGUAAGCCCUGAAAUGUGUUUUUGGGGUGUUUUCCCCUCCCUUUUUCUCAUUAUUCCAUAAUGUAAAGGUUCAUGGUUUGAAUGCUGUGUUCUGCUGUAGCACCUAAAUACCAGCCCUCUAGGGAGCAAUUUCGGGACCAAGAAUGAUAGUGCUUUGAUGAUAACCAGUAAUGAUAUGGUUACUUUCUUACACUGUAGCAGAGGAGGGCUUAGAGCAUCUUCUUCCUUCCCUGAAUUCAAUGAGGAGACAUGGAGAAACCUCUGCCACUAAUAGUGUGGGGCACCAGGUGCUUUUGGGCAGAAGCAUGUCAAGGUGCUUUUGGGAAUAGACUGCUCAAGGGCAUUUGUCAUUGCUAACUGCAACACCCGUGUUGCUGCUGGGCUGCCCAGUGGCUCUCGCAUCAUGGGUGUACAUCCACACAAUUCUCCUCCACUGACCUGUAGUCUGGAAGUUGUUCCUCAUGAACAGCAAUUACGGAAUGGGAGGGCAAAGGAGCACUGCAUGCUUACCCUAGGUUCUCCAACUGGAGUUAUCCUCAACAAAGUCUGUUGUAAGAAUGGAGCCCUCUGAGUAAUGACCCAUGCUAAUUACCAGCUGGAACAAAAACAGGAGCAUAAUGCACCUCUUGGAUACCUGUGGGCAGAGGUGCUGUGUCCUAUAACCCUUUCAGACCACUGACAGAACUACAUCCCAAACCCAGAUGUUCCAGCUGGAAAACCUCCUGUUCUGAUGGUUGAUUAUUUUUGUCCCCCUCUAAUUUUCAACCUGAAUGUGUUCACAGGGCAUUUGUUCUCUUGCUGUCGUGCCAGCAUUAUCCUUUUGCUUCAGCAGUUUUGUUUGUCUCCUGUGAUAUAUUUAGAGAGCAAUCCUAUCUGCUCUCUGCCUACAUUUGGCCAGGCUAAACAAGCCAGGCUCUUAAGUUUCUUCUUGUUUGAUAGGUUUUCUGUUUCCCCAAGGCCCUUUCUGCACCUGUUCAUUUGAGUUUAUCAUUUAUAAAUGUGGGUGACCAGAGGCUUUUUUUGUAUGAUGUUCCUGUCAUCAAUGCCUGUACAAUAGCAUUGGUAUUUCACUGCCUUGGCUAGACAGCAUUUGUUUUUCUUACGGCCUUUCUACGAUCUGUGAUCCCUAAUGCAGCUGGAGCGGUUAUUUUUCCUAACUUUACUGUGAAUAUGCACAACCAUUAGCUAAAUUGGGUUAGCUAAAUAAACACCUCUCCUCUC
Messenger RNA from Strigops habroptila (Kakapo), 8277 nucleotides. Its product is annotated as phospholipid-transporting ATPase ID-like. The record is from RefSeq and is a predicted model, not a curated record. The transcript has 28 exons. Gene Ontology annotation, cellular component: plasma membrane. Gene Ontology annotation, molecular function: ATPase-coupled intramembrane lipid carrier activity; ATP binding; ATP hydrolysis activity. NCBI's taxonomy places the organism in Eukaryota, Metazoa, Chordata, Aves, Psittaciformes, Psittacidae. Gene Ontology annotation, biological process: phospholipid translocation; Golgi organization. The coding region runs from base 727 to 4260 and encodes 1177 amino acids.